AUGUACUUAGAUUGUGCAGACCGAAACGACGUGAACGCGUCAGUUUUGAGGAUAAAAGAUGCGCAGGUUUUGAAGAAUCUGGACCCCAAGUCGGAAGCACUUUACUACGACUUGAAGACAGCGGCGGGCGAGAACCAGUUCUCACGACGACUGGGGCUGGCAGUGGCCCUCCAGGUCGUACGAGCGCUGCAGGCUUGCCCCCGCCAGCACGGCCUGCCAACGCUGCAAGAACUUAGCGACAUUGGCAUACCCACCCGGCAAGGUAAGUUCGAUUUCCAGGCUCCCGAAGUAGCCGUCGCUCUCUUCCCCCAAGCAACCACAACUGAUGAAGAAGCCUGCGUCGCCGCAGCUGGCCGUGUGCUGCGGCAAUUCGCCUGCGCCGCCUGCAUUGUCCCACCCCAGGCUUUCGGCACCAGACCGCCAGCAUCCAUCUGCUGCGAGCCAGUCCAACCAGCCAUAUUAGACGAUCGCCAGCUCCUCAAGGUACUCUCCGGAGUCGGCUGCAAGGACCUUUCGAGCUGGGAAGACCGCCUCCUUAGAUUCUACGAACAACUCACUGACACACAGCACACAGACCAAGCCUGGGCACUCGGCUUCCGCAACUAA
Molecule: messenger RNA, 606 nt
Organism: Gregarina niphandrodes
Lineage: Eukaryota; Apicomplexa; Conoidasida; Eugregarinorida; Gregarinidae
Exons: 1
Coding region: 1-606 (201 amino acids)
Source: RefSeq, a predicted model, not a curated record